Linum trigynum is the source of this 1473-nucleotide messenger RNA. The record is from the annotation of a GenBank genome assembly. Lineage: Eukaryota; Viridiplantae; Streptophyta; Magnoliopsida; Malpighiales; Linaceae.
AUGGCGGCCGCAGCCACAACGCUCUAUCUACUUCCUUCCCUCAGCCGCCCUUCGCCCGCGUCUUGUUCUACUGCUUCUUCUUCGCCAUUCCUUGUGCAUUUAUCGUCUCGCAAUAGCUUCGGUUCCGCAACUUUGAAUUGCUCAUUCCCUCGUGCUCUCAAGUUCAAGCGCGAAAAGGCUCCUUCCCAUCGUUACGGCCCAGUGGUUCGUGCAGCUUCUGGCGAUUACUAUUCCACUCUCGGCGUUCCCAAGUCCGCUUCGAUUAAAGAUAUCAAAGCAGCAUAUAGGAAAUUAGCUCGCCAGUAUCAUCCUGAUGUUAACAAGGAGCCAGGGGCAACUGAGAAAUUUAAGGAGAUUAGUGCAGCAUAUGAGGUGCUAUCAGAUGAUAAAAUGAGGGCCAGAUAUGAUCAGUUUGGUGAAGCUGGAGUGAAGAGUACAGUUGGUGGCCAGUCAGAUGCAUAUACGGUUAAUCCUUUUGAUCUCUUUGAGACGUUCUUUGGGCCGAAUAUGGGUGGCUUUUCUAGUAUGGACCAAACCGGCUUCAGGACAAAACGUCGCAGUACAGUAAUUAAGGGUGAAGAUAUAAGGUAUGACAUUGCUUUAGAAUUUUCCGAGGCUAUCUUUGGAGCUGAGAAAGAAUUUGAGCUAUCUCAUCUGGAAACAUGUGAAGCUUGUACUGGCACAGGAGCCAAAGUAGGGUCCAAGAUGAGGGUCUGCUCAACUUGUGGUGGAAGAGGUCAAGUUAUGAAAACUGAACAAACCCCCUUUGGCAUGUUCUCACAGGUUUCUGUCUGUCCUAACUGUGGUGGGGAAGGUGAGGUCAUCUCUGAAUAUUGUCGAAAAUGCUCCGGAGAAGGGCGUAUACGUACUAAGAAAGGUAUCAAGGUUAAAGUACCUCCUGGAGUUGCCUCGGGUAGUAUUCUCAGAGUUGUUGGAGAAGGAGAUGCUGGACCUAGAGGUGGCCCCCCAGGAGAUCUAUAUGUAUAUCUCAAUGUUGAAGAGAUAACUGGAAUUCAAAGAGAUGGCAUAACUCUGAGAUCAACUAUAUCUAUCAGCUAUGUUGAUGCGAUUCUUGGAACUGUUGUCAAGGUGAAUACAGUGGAUGGAGAAAGUGAAUUGAAAAUUCCUGCUGGUACUCAACCUGGGGAUGUAUUAGUCCUGUCCAAGAAAGGUGCACCAAAAUUGAAUAAACCAUCUAUACGUGGCGAUCACUUGUUUACAGUUAAAGUCACCAUACCAAAAAGAAUAAGUGGGCAAGAGCGUGAAUUACUUGAGGAACUAGCUUCUCUGAGCAAUACUAGUGCAGCUAGAUCAUCAACCAGGCCCAAACCUCAGAUUUCCAAAAAUGACGACGGAACAGUGGCAGGAACAACUGAGGAAGGAGGAGAGCAAAGUGACGUUUGGAAGCAGUUAAAAGAUUUAGCAGGGGCUGCUGUCAAUGGCGCUAUGAAAUGGCUGAAGGACAACCUGUAG